AUGCCUCCAGCAAUUGUUCCAGUUCAUCAGUUCGGAAACUCUUCUUGUCGGCCAUUCGCUGGAAUCGGAUUUCAAAGCUCUUCGUUAGACCCACCUAAAUGUGAUCGAUACGGAACAAUGGUUCCCCAAAAAUGUGUUUAUCACCAUCGGAAAAAGUUCGAUCAAAACGAAGCUUUGUUCGCACAUGACGUCCAGGACAUCCAAGCACGACUUCAAGGUGGUGUGGUCGUAGGCAUAAUUCCAAGAAGGUUAACGGACCGGAUUGUGAGCUGGUGCACAAUACGAAUGGACUUGGUGGCUAUAGUGAGCCUUGUGGAUAUGAAACGCGUUCCGAAUAAAUUUGUCCUACCACAAUAUGAAAUCGUAUAUAGUUUGGAUUGUGAGCUGGUGCACACUAUGAAUGGCCUUGAAGUGGCUAGAGUGAGCCUCGUCGAUACAAAAGGACGCGCUAUUCUCGAUACAUGUGUUCUUCCACAAUAG
This is a messenger RNA of Caenorhabditis briggsae, 480 nucleotides long. The transcript is spliced from 3 exons. Lineage: Eukaryota; Metazoa; Nematoda; Chromadorea; Rhabditida; Rhabditidae. The record is from RefSeq and is a predicted model, not a curated record. Bases 1 to 480 code for a protein of 159 amino acids.